Molecule: messenger RNA, 2220 nt
Organism: Pomacea canaliculata
Lineage: Eukaryota; Metazoa; Mollusca; Gastropoda; Architaenioglossa; Ampullariidae
Product: leucine-rich repeat transmembrane protein FLRT1-like
Exons: 2
Coding region: 133-1515 (460 amino acids)
Molecular function (GO): protein binding
Source: RefSeq, a predicted model, not a curated record
AGCCUAGCAGGAAGUGAGCUGGGAGGUGUUCUGACGAUGAAAACAUUUUCGCGGGCGCUUCCCAGACCCUGAAGGAGCUCAGCCUGCAAAAUUCAAACUUGAACGUCUGCCGAUUUGGUUUCUUUGUCAGACAUGAGAAGCUUGGAGGAUCUUGAUUUGUCAGAAAAUGCCAUCAACGAUAUCCUGGAGAACGUUUUCGCACGAUUAAAACAUUUAAAAAAACUGGAUCUUUCACGCAACGCGAUCGUCAAAAUUGCUGAUGGAGCCUUUCGAGGGCUUGAAUACUCCUUGGAGUCGCUGGAUCUCCAUAGAAACUAUCUGGAGACAGUAUCGGUCUGCGCCAUGGAAGGGCUGCAGCGUCUUGGAGACCUCAGGCUAAAAGAAAACCCGUUAAUCUGUGACUGCAGGGUCACCUGGCUUCACAAUUGGGUGCAGAUGACUUUCCAAGAACAUCAUCGUCACCUGCUGGAAUGGACAUGCACAGGACCUGCUCACCUAGACCAGAGAUCAUUCGGCUCGCUUUCCCUGAGUGACUUGCAGUGUAGGAACCUGACUGAAAACACACCCACUGUAGCCUGCAACUGGACAACAACAGAACCGUACUCUUAUUCCGUCGACGCAAACCCGGCCUACGUCAACGUCCUGCCUACUCCCAUAAUGCCUCUGGAUCUGCUGGGCGCAAGAGUACACGUGCAUGUGGAACCCAAGAGCAAGUCCGCCAUCUUGGUCAGGUGGAGCGUCAACAGCACCAGCAAGCUCUCCGGCUGCAGACUGGUCGUGCGGAGAAGCAACGACUCGGUAGAGGAGACAGAUGUAACAUUCUCAGGGGAUGUGACGAGGCAUCUGGUCAUUGGGCUGUCCGAAGGUGUUCUGUACGAAACCUGUGUUACGGCACUCGACGGAAAUGAAGUUCCAGUGGGCAGGGACUGUUCAGAAUCGAAGACGGUCAACGGAACAACUGUCAUGAAGGUGUUUCACGAUCCGGCGCCUGUCUCCUUCACCACCCUGAUGUCAACCUACAUCGUCGGUUGCCUGAUGGCGUCCACUCUCUGCGUAUUCCUGGCCGUGGCAAUGCGCAGGCGCAGAGAGACGAAAAAAUGCGGGCGCAGCUUCCUGCCAGGCUACAGCGCGUGGGGAGGCCCUCGCUUCUCCGUGCCCAGCCACUCAUCGGCCGCGACCUCCACCUGCUACUUCAACGCCCCUUCUAUCUCCAGCUUCGAGGAGGACGGCCUCGUCGUCACCAUCGGGGGGCUCAGCGGAGACGCCGGCGUCGCUGGAGAGUUCGGCGGCGAGAGCGUUGAUGGCGUCAUCGACACGAAUUCCUGCGACGACGGCGCGCGCGAGCUGGUCGCACCCGAUGCAGGUGACGUCAGCAGCCGAGGCAGUGGUAGUGGGGGAGAUUACUACUUAGGAAACGGCCGUUGCAGUACUGUCAGCUCUUUCAGGCGACAUCUGCCAGCGAACUACAUCGUCACCAACACCGACAUUAGCGACGAUUUCUUUUUUCACUUUUAGACAUUCGAUGGACAGACAACCCGGUUUUUUGUUCUGAAUCGUUUAUAAUGCAAGCUUGUUUUGGUAACAAAGGGGGAUAAUUUCCUUAGUCUCAUACUGACUAGAGUAAGCUCUCAUUGAAGGGAGACGAGGACUGUCAGUUUACUAAGCUUUUUUUUUUUUUUUAAUUUUUUGGUUAAUUGCAUGGAACGCUGUUCACUUGGGUGUUCAUGCGCGCGUGAGUGCGUGCAAAUAAUUUUGCGUGUUCGAGGAAAGAUUAUACACAAUAUUACAUGAUUAUGUCUACUUGUUGUCCCACAUCAAAAUAGAAGCUUUUUUCCUUGCAGAUGUAUAGUCUACUUGGAAGUUUGUGUGUCAUUGAUACACUUUAAUUAGAAUCUAUUGUUUAAAAAUUAUGAUUUAAUUUUCGAAAUUUACUAAAUGCCUUUCUGUACAAAUAUGCAUUUAAAUAAAUUUGCUAGUCCUUUUAUAAAUAACAAUUUAUUGAUGUUUUUAUUUAUGUUUAAACGUGACACACUACUGGUGUUUUGGAAUGUUACAUUAUUAUUUUAUACCAUUACCUAGAUUACCUUUUUUAUUUUUCCACGUGCCGGGAAAUGUGACAUAUCGACUUCGAUGUGGUGAGGGGUAAGACAUUUCUUUUCGCUGGAGAUAAGCGCCAACGACAGUUACUGCGUACGACGAAUCGCACGACUGUGGUGAUAA